UUGUAGACUUUUUAUUAAAUACAAUAAAAUUUAGUAAUAAAACAAAGCCACAUUAUUACGUGCAAAAUAUGAUUGCUUUUCAAUAUUCUACGUCCCUGUAACGUAUAUUAUUAGAGGACAGUGUAUAAAGAAACGAUAUCAACAUGGAUCACCCACUUUCCUUGAAGCUGGUUUCAAUGAGCCUCAUAUCUCAGUGUAAAUUGGAGGAUAUUCUCUUACAAUGUGGUGAUAAAAAGGACUUAAUUAUAGAUCCGAUGAUGAUUAAGCCGUUGGAGAGGAUUUGUGGUGUCAGUUGGCUCAGACAAAAAGGAAUUGACAAAAUAUACAAAAUGGAUCCUCAACUUGGUGCAACAGCAAAUACUAACAGAGUAUAUUUCAUCCCAGCCUGUAUUCAAAAAUACAAGUGCGUGUUAGAUCAGAUUUCUUCACUACUUAGUCAAAACACCUCUCUGGCAGACUUGAAAUGUUUUCACAUUAUUAUCAUACCAAAAGUACUUGGUUGUUACGACUCAAUGCUAGAAAAUAGAGGUCUUUAUGAUAUAGUCAAAUUGCAUUCAUUUUCAUGGGAACUGAUGGCUUUGGAUGAACAACUAUUAAGUCUUGAACUACCCUUUAUAUUCAAACAAUUCUUUGUUGAACAUAAUCAGUCAUUACUAUCAAGCAUAUCUAUGUCCCUGUGGAGUUUAUUUCAUGUUACUGGAAAGCCAAAAGCCGUAUUUUCAUUAGGAAAGCUCUCGGCUAGUAUUCUUGAUGUGCUGGAGAUUUAUAACGAAACUUACGCAAGAGAUUUUGUUAAUAGCAACAGUUCUGAAGAGAUUGGCGCAUUGAUUGUAAUAGACCGUAAUCAAGAUUACGCCUCGAGUUUAUUAACGCCCGCAACUUACAGUGGCUUAUUAAGUGAAAUAUUCAACAUCAACUGUGGACAUUUGGAUCUAAAUGUAAAAGAGACAAAAUUGAAAAAGGGUAAAUUAAACUUUAACUUUGAAGAAGAAGCUACAGCAAGUAAAAAUGUUGUUAUGACUCUGGACAGUUCAACAGACACUUUAUAUGGAGAAAUUAAACACAGGCAUUUCUCCGAAGUACUCAGCGUACUGAGUUCAAAAGCAAAGCUUUUAAAGAAUGAAGAUAUUAAAGCUCUAGGUAUUCAGGAAAUAAAAAAUUUUGUUGCUACAAAAUUACAGCAAGUAACCAUGUUCAAACAGAAUCUAGUCAAUCAUGUAUUAGCAUGUGAAACUAUUAUAUCGGAAAUGAGCAACAAGUUUGAAAACUUAAAACUGACUGAGACUGAGAUGCUGAACAACAGAAACAAGAAGUCUAAUUACCAAUUUGUAGAUGAAAAUUUUGGUACAGAUAUUCAUAUUUAUAACAGCUUACGGCUCAUGUGUUUACUAAGUUUAACUCAAGGACUGUCAUACGAUGAAUACAAUUCUUUAGUGAACAAAUACUUAUUGGCAUUUGGAUACAAAUUCCUAUAUGUCUUUCAUAAUUUAGUGAAUGCAGGAUUAUUAGUUCAGCCGUCAAGUCCGAAAUUAUCUUUGAACAUUUCAAACUUAGGUAGUUUAAGUGACAGAUUACCAAAAUGGCAGAACGAAUUUCAGAGUACAGCAGGUAAACUAAAGCAGUUACCAUCACAACCUGAUAAAGUUGGUAAUUUGUCACCUAGUUACGUGUUUAAUGGAGGAUAUGUACCACUUGUUGCUGUUAUUUGCAAUGUCUUGGUGACAGCAGAGUCUCUAAACGAAGUUAUGACAAAAUUGUCCGCUUUGACAGAAUUGAAAAUUGGCGGAAAGUUCCUUGAGAAGAUGAAAGAUGGAAUAGAAACACUGAACGAAAAACUGUCGAAUUUAAAACUAGAGAGCAACGACUUAGAAUUUGGAUGUAAAGAUGCCAAAAGUUUGUCAAAGUUGUUGAAAAAUGAUCCUAAUUUUGGAAACCUGUUUCCGUUAAAACCGAAAUCUGUGUUAGUGUAUGUGGUUGGCGGAGUCACAUAUGCAGAGAUCGCGGCUUGUGACGUCAUUCAGACGAGUACAAGCAGCAAGAUUUAUAUUGCCAGUGAUUUUGUUGCCAGUGGAAGUGAGUUAAUGAUGGCAAGCACUUGAAAAUGGAGGCAUCUUUAGUAAGUCAAGAAUGCGCGAACAUUUUGGACAUUUGUUAAAAACAUUGAUGUUAAAAAAAUAUUAUGCGAAAUGUAUUUAAUUUUGUAAGUAAAACUUGUAAAAU
This is a messenger RNA of Hyposmocoma kahamanoa, 2220 nucleotides long. RefSeq names its product vacuolar protein sorting-associated protein 33B (gene Vps33B). The record is from RefSeq and is a predicted model, not a curated record. Bases 144 to 2099 code for a protein of 651 amino acids. Lineage: Eukaryota; Metazoa; Arthropoda; Insecta; Lepidoptera; Cosmopterigidae. The transcript has 2 exons. Gene Ontology annotation, biological process: vesicle-mediated transport; intracellular protein transport. Gene Ontology annotation, cellular component: lysosome; CORVET complex.